AUGGCUACCAACACGGUUGAAAAGUCCGCUAUCCAAAGCGCUACCCAGGAGAAACCUCAGCCUGCUCCGGAUUUCCUACACCAUCCCUACACCCGUGCAGUUCUGCCUUUUGUCAACGGUGGACUGGCAGGAAUGUCGGCUACCGUUGUCAUUCAGCCUGUUGACAUGAUUAAAGUGCGCUUGCAAUUAGCUGGUGAGGGUGUUCGUGAAGGCCCUCGUCCAACCGCCUUCGGCGUGGCUCGUAAUAUCAUUGCCUCGGGCAAGGUUCUGGACCUUUACACCGGUUUGUCUGCCGGUUUGCUUCGGCAGGCCGUCUACACCACCUCUCGCCUAGGGUUUUUCGAAACCUUCAUGACAUCACUGAAGAAGACUGCCGAUUCCUCCAACAGGAGCGUGACGUUUGGGGAGCGUGCCGUGGCCGGUUUGGCUGCCGGGGGAGUUGCUGCGGUGAUCGGUAACCCGGCUGAUUUGGCUCUCAUCCGUAUGCAGGCGGAUGGGUUGAAGCCAGUAGAGGCUCGUGCCAACUACCGUUCUGUCAUCGAUGCCUUGGCCCGCAUUCCUAAGGCGGAGGGUAUUGGAGCGCUGUGGGCAGGUGCUCUCCCAACUGUCGUGCGCGCAAUGGCUCUGAAUCUCGGCCAGCUUGCUUUCUUCUCCGAGUCGAAGGCACAAUUGAAGAAGCACGCCCCUCAGCUCUCUACCCGCAGCCAGACCUUUGCCGCGUCGGCCAUCGCUGGGUUCUUCGCCAGUUUCCUGUCCCUGCCGUUCGACUUCAUCAAGACUCGGCUGCAGAAGCAACAGAAGGAUCCCGCCACCGGGAAGCUGCCAUACAGGGGCGUUCUGGACUGUGCUCGCAAGGUGGUCCGCGACGAGGGCUGGUUGAGGUUCUAUCGUGGCUUUGGAACUUACUACGUGCGAAUCGCGCCUCAUGCCAUGGUUACGCUGCUCGUGGCUGACUACCUCAACUUCCUUACGAAAUAA
Messenger RNA from Monascus purpureus, 978 nucleotides. NCBI's taxonomy places the organism in Eukaryota, Fungi, Ascomycota, Eurotiomycetes, Eurotiales, Aspergillaceae. The record is from the annotation of a GenBank genome assembly.